Messenger RNA from Adelges cooleyi (spruce gall adelgid), 4705 nucleotides. Its product is annotated as calcium-activated chloride channel regulator 1-like. The transcript is spliced from 9 exons. The record is from RefSeq and is a predicted model, not a curated record. Bases 474 to 3959 code for a protein of 1161 amino acids. NCBI's taxonomy places the organism in Eukaryota, Metazoa, Arthropoda, Insecta, Hemiptera, Adelgidae.
CGGCAGCGCACUCGGCUAUUCAGUUCAGUUUUCACCGCUGAAGGAAACGCUCGUUCGUGUGUCGUCGUUUAGUCCGUGUCGUUACUUCGCGACCCGUGCCCGAAAAAACGAAAAAACGGAACAGCGCAUUUAAGUGUAAUCGAACCCUUGCAAUUAUACGAUUUUUUUUUUUUUGGUGUCGCGUCAAAAUCAAAAUCCUAGUUCGUGCGCGUGUGCCGAUUUGAUUGCUACCUAUUUUGUUUUAUUGUGAUUGUGUUCUCGUCACUUGGCAACGGUCGGCCACAAUAUCCCGUCGUCCCAUUCCGGACUUAACCCGGUCGUCCGCGAUGCAGACGGAAAAUCCGAUCGUGUCUCGGCUAUAAGACACACGAACACACUGUGCGUUUUACGCGAAUCACACAAGUACACUUGAUUUUUAUCUUCCUCGUCGCUAUUUACUAUUUUUUUGUUCGUCGCCCCCCGAGUGAUUCAAAAUGUUCCUACGGUGUUUGGCGGCCCUAUGGUGCUGUGCGACCAUAGUUCUGGCCGGUUCGGCUGUCUUCAGAUCGGGCGGCUACGACAACGUGGUCGUGUCCAUCAAGGAUUCCGUGUCGGCGGCCAACUGUAAACAGAUAGUCAACAACAUUGAGGCGGCGUUCACAAGUGGCUCCAAAUCUCUACACGAAGCGUUGAGUGGCAAAGCUUACUUCCGAUCGGUUACUGUGAUGCUACCCCAAAACUGGCCGGACAACUGCGUGGGACACUUAAGAGGCAUCGUGGCAAGUCAGGGCGAAACGCCAGACGUACUCGUCGGCCAACCACACCCUGUGCACGGCGACGCUCUGUGGACUCAACAGUCGCAAGGAUGCGGUAGGCCCGGCGACGCUUUGUUCGGUAGCUAUCGGCUGUUCCAAGAACAGAGGGAGUUGGGCAAAGAGCUUGCUAAACAGUGGGCUAAAUACCGUUACGGUGUGUUCGACGAGAUCGGCUAUGCCGGUGACUCUGUAUACCCAGCGUGUUACUUUUCCGAGACUUCCGAAGGUGUCGAAGUGAACGGGUGCUCCGACAAGCCUCUUUCCAAAACUAGAACUUGCGAUACAGUAAACGCUUCCAGCGUGGUACACCCCGAAGCCAAGACCUCGUUAAUGUUUUCUACUGCUGCUCAAGUAACCAAGUUCUGCGACGCUUCCAGUCACGAUCGUUAUGCGCCCACCAAACAGAACGCUCUGUGCGGCAGACGCAGUAUUAUGGAAGUCAUUAACAGCCAUCCAGACUUUACUAAAGGUGUGAACUUAUCUGGAAACCAGAACCUAACGCCAACGUUUAUUUUCAAAAAAGAAAUGCUUACCCGGUACGUAGUGGUAAUCGAAGACACCAAGGACAUGAUGGAAAGGGAAUCCUGGAGUUUCUUACGGUUGGCUAUUCGUAAAUGGGCCGUGCACGAUUUACCGGCCAACACAGAAGUAGGUCUGGUCUCAGCCAACGACACGUCUGCUAACCGUCUUCAUGGACUCAGCCGUUUGCAAAACAAUGACGCUAGAGAUCAGGUGGCAUCUAACAUUCCUUACUCUCCAGGCGAUUCCAGAACUCCAGCUUGUCUGGCCUGCGCUUUCAAGGAAGCUAUUCAGAUGUUAGAAACCCGAGCCAGUAUCAACGGACCCGCAAGCUCGGUGAUAGUGGUGAUCGCACCAGGCACGUCGACUUACACCCCAGACUUGGUGAAACAAAUCGCUGAAGCUAACGAAAAGAAUAUUCGCAUAGCCACCAUCACGUACCCGAUGCUCAAGAGACCCAGAUCUUUAGACUGGAUGGCCGAGAAGACCGGAAGCGUUUCGUUUACGGUCACUGAAUCUCGGUACAAUAUGGCUCAGUCGUACUUAUCCACAUACUUCAGACUGUCCAAUGUCAUGCGCAACAUAAUGGAAAUGUACUACCAAGGAAACAAGGGCGAUCUUCCAGUCGAAAUCCACAGACGUGAGCUAACUGACGACGGUCGCACUGUAGUCGCUGGCAGCUUUGUUCUGGAAGAUUUCAUGGGCGAGCCCGCCAAGUUCACGGUUUACACUCACAACACUGAAAAUCCGCUAAUUAGAGCAAUAACCUUGACCAGUCCAUCGCAACGAGUGUACUCAACUCGAUCGGACUCGCUGCUUUCGCUCAAGAUGCUCAGCGUACCAGCUACUAUCAACGAGACCGGAACAUGGACGUACCUCAUCGAACGGUUCCAAGGCAGCCCACAACCGCACUACGUACAAGUUAUGGCCAAACCGUUAUCGAAAAACUCACCUGUGGUUAAAGCCCGAGCUUGGACUAGUGGAACAACCAAUCCGUUGGCCAUUUACGCCGAAGUCAAGCGCGGAGAAUUUCCUGUGCUUGCUGCGAAAGUUGAAGUGACCGUUAUCAGACCUGGUCUAAAUGGUUCGGGAACUCAUAGAGAAAAAUUUGACCUUUUAGAUACAGGAAGUGGAGAUCCGGAUCUCAUGAAAGGCGAUGGUAUUUAUUCGAGAUAUUUCAAUCCAAUGAUCGGUGGACCCGGUGUUUAUACUUUUGAGAUAACCGUAUCGGACAGCGGCAGUACAGCUUACACAUGGCAAGCCAAUAUCAACCGUAAUAUCGAGAGAAACCCAGUAAACACCGAAUCUACCUGCUGCGGAUCAUUUAUGACUUCCCCACCAGCUGAACCGUUAAACCCUUUCCAGCGUAUCAUCGCCCCGUUGUCCGUAACUUACACCUCUGAAGACUUGUCUUCUUCAACCAAUGUUGGACGUAUCGGUGAUCUCACUGCUGAAGUGUUCAAGCCCGAACUCAAGACCAAGUUGACGUGGACUUCACCAGAUAUGGGCGGUAACUCUGUGGCCCGAUACGAGAUCCGGUACUCUCAAUCACUCCGAUCACUGUUAAACGACUUCGACUCGGCUCCCAUCUGGGAACACGGUAGAACCGACUCACUUGCUCCCGGCUCCGAGACAUUUUUCUACAUGGAUAUUAAUAAGAACCCAUCGCUGCUCGACCAAACACUGUAUGUGGCUAUUAAAGGCUACAGCCAAAUCGAAUCGGACGCCGUGCCCGGGCCUGUGUCCAACUGGGUCAAGGUAUUGGUACCUUCGCCACCACCGCCACCAUCUUUGAUUACCACUCACUCUUCGGUAGGAUCGGAUCCCUCGUGGAGCGUGCCCGACCAAAACGUAAUACCCCGGAUCGCUAGAGACUUUGAGAUGAACUACGACGUGGUAGUGCCAGCUGCCGGAGGACUCCUAUUGCUGGGAUUGUUAAUUCUCAUGUACUGCAUAUUCUGCACCGUAAAACGCAAUAGGAAACCGGAAAAACAGUCAUCCAAACAAGAGAAACCGUUAAACGUUUCCGUCAUACCCAACGGCGGUAGUGGAGCCAUGAAUAUUUCCUCGCCCAUGAACGCCGUCAAAGCCGAAUUGGAAUCGCACUUCGAACCGUGCCUGAUCGAUACCGGCGACCACAAGAAACGAUACAGCAUCGCUCAAUACGGAUCACCCGAUCAGCAUCAUAUUGUGCACAACCAGCCUCAGCAACCCUACCACCACCAGAGUAACGGUCACCUGAGCGUUAUAAGCAACGGUGGAGCUACACUGACCCGCACGGUGAAACCCUUGAGCCCAUACCAAUCGUGGACCGCUUCUCAACUAUUGCACGAACACGAACGCCGCACCAGCCCUUACGGACAAAUAGGUGAUUUUGACAAUCAGUAUCCUCCGCCAGUGCCGCCUUUGCCUGCAUACCAACAGCAACAGCAACAACAGCAGCAACAACAGCAAAUGUCCAAUGGUGAAAACAUCUACGGUACUGCCCCCGGGCACCUAUACCAACAGAACGGACUACCGCCGCCAGGCCAAUAUGCUAACAACUACCACCGAAACAAUAUGAUCCUGUUCAAUCAGAGUUUACAGGGUUCGCUGAGCUCUGUCAGCAGCGGCGACAAGAAGAAAAGAAAUAUAACCAUGGUAUAGGAGAGCGUGACCUGCGUGUAUGACCUUUACACUUUUAAGACUGACUAGAAAGCUAAAACAUAACGAUGGUCCUCCUCAUCCAAUUAUCAUGUACUCGUGGUCUGUUAGUAGUAUUGUACACGUUUCUAGGGGUUUCUAGUCAAUUCACUCUAAAACGUACACUUUAUUGUGACCACGCACCAUAACUACCAUAUUAUGUUAUUAUUAAUUAUUAUUACUUUUGUCGAAGAUUUUUGUUUUUUUUUUUGUUAUGAUCUCAGUUUCUUGUAUAUUACUAUUUUUGUACAUUUCUUGUGUAUAAACAAUUAUUAUUAUUAUAUAUUAUAUAUCUAUUUAUAUCAUACAUUGUAUCAAUAUUAUGCGAAAAACUGCCUCAAACCCGAAUGACGAUGAUGAUGAUGAGUGUAAUAUAUUAUUGCUUUGUUUAUUGUGUUAUUGUCUGCGAGUUUUUGUGCCUUUUAAUGUUUAUCAUUAAUAAUCGUCGGGUUGAUAAUCAUGACUAGAAAUUUAAAACAUAAUGUUGUUAUUAUAUCGUGUCUAAGCUUGACUAGCGAUUUGUUUUUUUAUCAGAGAUAACUUUGUAAAAUUUUGUAACUUUUUUGUCAUACCCAAAACUUAUUUAUACGAUAUUGAUUAUCAUAAUUAUUAUUAUUAUUAUUAUUAUAUUUUUGUACCUAAUAUAAGUGUUUGUCGUGUAGACUACUUAGCAAUUAUAAUGCAAAUAAAAAAAACAUUAUGUAAAUUAA